CAGCCUCUGUCAUUCUCGAGCGGAUAGUUUUGUUGUCAAAAUGGAGUUCUUACUUGGCAAUCCAUUCAGCACUCCCGUGGGUCAAAAUAUAGAGAGGGCGACAGAUGGAGGCUUACAGAAUGAAGACUGGACCCUCAACAUGGAGAUCUGUGACAUCAUCAACGAGACAGAAGAGGGGCCAAAAGACGCCAUGCGGGCUCUGAAGAAGAGGCUCACCGGUAACAAGAACUACAGAGAAGUGAUGCUGGCGCUAACAGUUUUGGAGACGUGUGUGAAAAACUGUGGCCACAGGUUUCACGUCCAGGUGGCCAACAGAGAUUUCAUCGACGGCGUGUUGGUCAAAAUCAUCUCGCCCAAGACCAAUCCUCCAACCAUCGUGCAAGACAAAGUUCUGUCGCUCAUACAGGCCUGGGCUGAUGCCUUCAGGAGCAGCCCUGACUUAACUGGUGUGGUUCACAUUUACGAGGAACUGAAGAGGAAGGGCAUCGAGUUCCCGAUGGCAGACCUGGAUGCACUAUCCCCCAUCCACACACCACAGAGGGGUACACCAGAGGUAGACCCUUCUAUGAUAAAGUACCUAGCACCUGCUUCACCAGCUGUUGUGACGACUAGACCUUCCCCGACCCCUGCCUCUGCUGCACAGGAUCCCCCGGCGCCUGGCCCCAUCACAGCAACCGCUGAACAGAUCGCACGGCUGCGCAGCGAGCUGGACGUAGUGAGAGGAAACACCAAAGUCAUGUCGGAGAUGCUGACAGAGAUGGUCCCUGGACAGGAAGAUGCCUCUGACCUCGAACUGCUUCAGGAGCUGAACAGAACCUGCAGGGCCAUGCAGCAGAGGGUAGUCGAGCUGAUUUCCCGCGUCUCCAACGAGGAAGUGACCGAGGAGCUUUUACACGUCAACGAUGACCUCAACAACAUCUUCCUCCGAUAUGAGAGGUAUGAGAGGUACAGGUUGGGUAGAGCUGCACAGAACAACGGGAUGUUGAAUGAGGCCACAGAGGACAACCUGAUAGACCUGGGCCCAGGCUCUCCUGCGGUGGUCACGCCCCGGAUCAUCUCCAGCCCUACGCCCCACUCCCCCGCCAGGGCCACUGCCUCCCCAGCCCGGGACCCCACUCCCGCCUCGCUAUCCACUGCACUAGCUGGCCUUGAUGUAGCCUCAGAAAGCGUGAGCGGCACCCUUUCUUCUUUACCGGGCCCCAAAAAGGAUGACUUUGACAUGUUUGCCCAGACCAGGAGCACCUCGCUGGCCGAACAACGCAAAAAUGUAACGUAUGAAGACCCUCAGGCUCUGGGCAGCCUGGCGUCUGCUUUGGAUGUGAGACAACAGAACGCAGGAGGGCUGAGGGUUAAAGGGGAUGAUAACCCGGCAGAUCAGGAGCUGCCCAUAGACAGCUGGCUUAUUACCCAAGGAAUGAUCCCCGUAUCGCAGUCCUCUGUAAUGGAUGACAUAGAGGAGUGGCUCUGUGCUGACGUGGUAGGGGAUACUGCAGAGGAAGGGGUGACCAGUGAAGAAUUUGACAAGUUCCUGGAGGAGCGAGCGAAGGCAGUGGACUCUCUGCCAUCUCCCCCUGGAGCUGACCCUGCUCAACCCGCCCGGGCCCCCAGCGCAGGCUCCCACAAGAAGGCUGAGCGGACAGAAGACACCCUCUUUGCCUUGUAGACUGUUCACAGCGAGCCUCCAUCGCCCUACGUGAUUCCUCCAAAACAGUCCUGUCGGUCUUAUUUCAUCGCCUGCUGGCAGCGGUUGUAGCAAGUGAUCUCCACCUCGUUGUCGUUCUCAUGCCACAGUGUUGCGCUAACAUGCAGAGGUCUUAUGUUUACUGUGCACAGCGGUGUUGCAUUAUACAGUAUAUGGAUGUAUUAAUCUGUUAAUAUGGGAUGUACUACUCGCAGCCCUGCAUCUAUUUUGUCACGCGCCACCAAAGGAAGACAUCCCUGCUUGUCUGAUGUGGUUGUCAAAAUGUAGUAUAUUACUGCGAGAUAAAACGGAAACAGUUCCCUGCAGGUCAAAGCAUCGAGUCAGUAUGGAAGAAUACAAUAAGGGUUAUAUUGUGUUGUUUAACUACAUUAAACUACAUAGCUUAUUGCUAAUGUAUGCAUUUAUUGUUUCAAAUGUUUGCUCUUUACUAUGUACAAGCGCUGUGGUAAAAUUUGCUCCAUGCAUUUUUUUUUUUCCCCACAAAAACUCCAGUUAGGCCCCGUGUCCACUAAGCGUUUCUUUCUGAGCUCCAGCGUCUUUUUUUCCCAAUUGUUUUCAAUGAGGAGAAAGCGUAUGGAGCAGCAGGCGGCCGCUCGGAGAAAAAGUGCAGCGCCCAGUGUCUUUUUUUUCCGAGCCGCGAGCACUCCGCCAUUUUUUGUGCGGCCGCUCCCGAGCAAUCAAAUUGAAAAUCGUUCAACUUUUCAGAAAGGUGCUGUUGACGUCUCCGGCACUCUUUUCCAAAUGUUUAAUAUUCCCUGUAGUCGUGUCUUGUACCCACAUCCUCUUUGCGGGUAAAGUUUGAUCGGUAAAUAAAGGAUCGAAAAUAAAAAACAACGGAGCAGUGUCGGUCAUACACCGACCGUUGUCAUAGAAACAGGAUGGAUGUGCAGCGCUUUUCUGCCCGGACAAAACGCUAGGCGGACACACGGGGCCUAGCUCUACAGUAGUUGUGCUUCUGAGAUAUGGGUUGAAUGGCAACAAAUGUCAAUACUCGAUUUUCCUGAAGUAGCAGUGUGGAGAAAAAAAUGUAUGUCAGCAGGCUAUUUUUGCUAACUAUGACUAUAAGAGCUAAAUCCUAGCUAAUCUUAAACGAGUGUAUGCCAGCAUUCCUUUAGCCAAAGGGAAAAAGACACAAAAAUGGAAAAGCACUACAGCAGUUUGGGGUUGUCUGUUAUGUUUAUAUAAAAACAAAAUGACUAAAGGGAAGGAAUGUGUCCAUGGAAUAUUUCCCAUCGUCCUUUUCAGUCCUCUGAAAAGCUACAACAAACUAGCUUAGACAAGCUCUUAAAUAACUGCAAACACUUUUAGCCAUUCCAAAGAUUAUUAAGGCUUUAACGACCAAUUAGCACUGAGUUCAGCCUGUCGAACAAUAAUCAUGUUUAUAUGUUGUAAAUGUUUAGAGAUCAUGAGUAUUUUCCUUCCCCCUGCUACAGUAGUGUCUGUUUGCUCUUUGAUGCAAAAAAACAAAUAUAUGUAUUUUGUCCUUUUGUGUUUACAAGAUGGUAACUAUUUUUCUAGGGGGAGGGGGAAAAGUCCCAUUUUGCACAAGAGUCUUGUAAUUGUUUCUAGCCGUGUUUAUUCUGAUAGAAUUAGAUCGACAGAGGGUUAAAACUUAAGAUGGCAAACAUCUUUGAAUCACGGUCAGAAUUGCAAAUAGAUACAAGACAAAAUAAUGGCAUUUAAACUCUCUGGCACAUUAAUCGACUAAAGACAAUACAUAUAGCUUACAGAAAUGCACGGUUAUUAAGGAUGUAUUUAUAUCAGUAGACCCUCCUGACUCCAUAAAAUGAUUAUAUACCUCAAAAUACAGAGAUGAAAGUUUCUGUAUCUGAAUGACAAAUGUAUAGGCCCAGAGUAAAUCCAAAAAGCAGAGAGGUUUGUGUUUUAUUUGAUCCCCUGAUUGUAUUUUUUAAUAGUUUAUGUAAAAAAAAAAAAAAAAGAAUCUUGUUUGUACCCAUCAUCAUUUAUCUUUUUUUGUGGUUGAAAAUAAGCAUGUGGCAAACGGACAAAAAUCAUUCUUCCUUUGAUUCGAGCAGUCAAAGAUGUAUUUUGAUUCUCUGCACAUUUCCUCUCUUGCAUGAUUCAGCUGCUCUCGUUUGGAGCUGCUGCAAAGCAUCUCUGUAAAUGACUGAUGUCAGCUCAGCAGCUCUGUCUGUAGUUUUUCUUUGGUGUGACGAUGUUCACACUUUGAGACAAAAAUCAAUGCGUUCUUCAUUCAAUUUUUUUUCCUAAUGCUGUUUUCUGAGUUUAUUAAUUUUCCACUUUUCAGUCUUGUAAUGAUGAAACGCUUUUUUAGCCAUGCAUCAAAAUCACUUCAAAUUCGAGUUAUCUAUUAUCAGUGUAGGCCUAGAAGCAGAGGGAAGUAUUUAGGAUUUAUCACACUUGUUUGCAGGAACGCGGUUUUAACAUUUUAAAUGAUUUGUCUAAAAUAUUUUAGUUUAUAAAAAUAAUAACUGAGCUUUAACUUUUUUUAAAUGCUGUAAGGUAACAUUAUAUAUAGAUUAAUAUGGUUGCCAGGUUACUGAGAUAAUAGCGUUAAAUUUACAAUCAAUGUGGUGUUCACUUUAAAAAAAAACAUUUUACCAAGAGGGCUGAACAAAGUUGAUUACUAAAAAAAGGAAAGAAACUAGAGAGUAUUUUUGAGAGUGUGUGUACGACGUUUUAUUUUUUUUAUUUGCUUUUAUGAGGUUUAAGUUCUGAUUGCAACAUGUAUUCCUCAGAGCUUUUGCUAUCUAGAAAAAGGUAACUGAAUGUCUUUUAAUACUGGUGAAGCAGAACUGUUUGCUGAUGUUAUAUGGACAUGGAAAUAGAGGGUUUGUUUUCUGUUGGUCGGUGUCCCAUGUCUGCUGCCAUUACUAAUGGUCAGAUUUCUGUUUGGCCUAAUGCACGUAUUUAACUGCCCAAUAAAACACUAGCAAUGUGUGACCUCUACCUCA
This is a messenger RNA of Labrus bergylta (ballan wrasse), 4638 nucleotides long. It is a transcript of the gene tom1l2a, whose product is annotated as TOM1-like protein 2. Gene Ontology annotation, cellular component: endosome; membrane. Gene Ontology annotation, biological process: signal transduction. NCBI's taxonomy places the organism in Eukaryota, Metazoa, Chordata, Actinopteri, Labriformes, Labridae. Gene Ontology annotation, molecular function: ubiquitin binding; phosphatidylinositol binding; clathrin binding. The record is from RefSeq and is a predicted model, not a curated record.